Molecule: messenger RNA, 5197 nt
Organism: Procambarus clarkii (red swamp crayfish)
Lineage: Eukaryota; Metazoa; Arthropoda; Malacostraca; Decapoda; Cambaridae
Source: RefSeq, a predicted model, not a curated record
CGAGUGCGACUCCGGCAGUGUAGCUGUGGUCGCCGGAGGGUGUGAAUGGGGGAUGGCUUCCGUCUGGUCAGGAAGAGGAUACGCCCAAGACUGAUGAUUGGUGACGUCGGUCUUGUUCGCGUGCGGCUGGAGGAGGAGGGUGAUGAUCGGGCAACAGUUGUUCAGUCAGUGGAGGAUGUUCAAACUAUGAUAGAUGUCCAGACAACCUCUGUUCAGCUAAUGGAGGUUGUCCAGUCGGUUCAUGAAGAGGAUAAGCCGAUGAACGAAAUCACUCUACCAUCAAACAAUGGAAAUCCCCCAGUAAUGGACGGUUAUCAAGUCAUAGUGAAUGAGUUUUAUCCAAUGAGGGACGCUUUGGCUGGUCCUGGCGUGACCCCCGAUCCUGGCGUGACCCCCGAUCCUGGCGUGACCCCCGAUCCUGGCGUGACCCCCGAUCCUGGCGUGACCCCCGAUCCUGGCGUGACCCCCGAUCCUGGCGUGACCCCCGAUCCUGGCGUGACCCCCGAUCCUGGCGUGACCCCCGAUCCUGGCGUGACCCCCGAUCCUGGCGUGACCCCCGAUCCCGGCGUGACCCGCGAUCCCGGCGUGACCCGCGAUCCCGGCGUGACCCGCGAUCCCGGCGUGACCCGCGAUCCCGGCGUGACCCGCGAUCCCGGCGUGACCCGCGAUCCCGGCGUGACCCGCGAUCCCGGCGUGACCCGCGAUCCCGGCGUGACCCGCGAUCCCGGCGUGACCCGCGAUCCCGGCGUGACCCGCGAUCCCGGCGUGACCCGCGAUCCCGGCGUGACCCCCGAUCCCGGCGUGACCCGCGAUAACGGCGUGACGCCAGAUCCUUAUUACUUAUUGAAGCCAGCCUCGGGCGGGGCUGCCAAGCCAGCCUCGGGCGGGGCUGCCAAGCCAGCCUCGGGCGGGGCUGCCAAGCCAGCCUCGGGCGGGGCUGCCAAGCCAGCCUCGGGCGGGGCUGCCAAGCCAGCCUCGGGCGGGGCUGCCAAGCCAGCCUCGGGCGGGGCUGCCAAGCCAGCCUCGGGCGGGGCUGCCAAGCCAGCCUCGGGCGGGGCUGCCAAGCCAGCCACGGGCGGGGCUGCCAAGCCAGCCACGGUCGGGGCUGCCAAGCCAGCCACGGUCGGGGCUGCCAAGCCAGCCACGGUCGGGGCUGCCAAGCCAGCCACGGUCGGGGCUGCCAAGCCAGCCACGGUCGGGGCUGCCAAGCCAGUCACGGUCGGGGCUGCCAAGCCAGUCACGGUCGGGGCUGCCAAGCCAGUCACGGUCGGGGCUGCCAAGCCAGUCACGGUCGGGGCUGCCAAGCCAGUCACGGUCGGGGCUGCCAAGCCAGUCACGGUCGGGGCUGCCAAGCCAGUCACGGUCGGGGCUGCCAAGCCAGUCACGGUCGGGGCUGCCAAGCCAGUCACGGUCGGGGCUGCCAAGCCAGUCACGGUCGGGGCUGCCAAGCCAGUCACGGUCGGGGCUGCCAAGCCAGUCACGGUCGGGGCUGCCAAGCCAGUCACGGUCGGGGCUGCCAAGCCAGUCACGGUCGGGGCUGCCAAGCCAGUCACGGUCGGGGCUGCCAAGCCAGUCACGGUCGGGGCUGCCAAGCCAGUCACGGUCGGGGCUGCCAAGCCAGUCACGGUCGGGGCUGCCAAGCCAGUCACGGUCGGGGCUGCCAAGCCAGCCUCGGGCGGGGCUGCCAAGCCAGCCUCGGGCGGGGCUGCCAAGCCAGUCACGGUCGGGGCUGCCAAGCCAGCCUCGGGCGGGGCACCCAAGCCAGCCUCGGGCGGGGCACCCAAGCCAGCCUCGGGCGGGGCACCCAAGCCAGCCUCGGGCGGGGCACCCAAGCCAGCCUCGGGCGGGGCACCCAAGCCAGCCUCGGGCGGGGCACCCAAGCCAGCCUCGGGCGGGGCACCCAAGCCAGCCUCGGGCGGGGCACCCAAGCCAGCCUCGGGCGGGGCACCCAAGCCAGCCUCGGUCGGGGCUGCCAAGCCAGCCUCGGUCGGGGCUGCCAAGCCAGCCUCGGGCGGGGCACCCAAGCCAGCCUCGGGCGGGGCACCCAAGCCAGCCUCGGGCGGGGCACCCAAGCCAGCCUCGGGCGGGGCACCCAAGCCAGCCUCGGGCGGGGCUCCCAAGCCAGCCUCGGGCGGGGCACCCAAGCCAGCCUCGGGCGGGGCACCCAAGCCAGCCUCGGGCGGGGCACCCAAGCCAGCCUCGGGCGGGGCACCCAAGCCAGCCUCGGGCGGGGCUCCCAAGCCAGCCUCGGGCGGGGCUCCCAAGCCAGCCUCGGGCGGGGCACCCAAGGCUUCGGUUACAUCUGCCCAAAUAGUGCUAAACAAACUCGUGUCAGCCAUACUCGUCAACGGAGUUGAAGAUAACGUCGUGCGUGUGGUGCUCUCCGACAACAGGCUUCCUUAUCUCAGCAAAGCUUGGAGUCUCAUGCCUGGACUGCCUCCCAGCCUCAUUCAUGUGUGCAGCAGUAGAGAGACAACUGUGGGCCAGAUAAGCCAUGCUGCUCUGCCUUACCUGAAAUGCGUUCUUUCUGAAAAGGAAAAUCGUGGGAAGCUUCUGGCUGUCGCGGUUGUUUUGGGGCUAUAUAACUUAAUGAAGAAAGACAAGGGCACAUCUAGUGUUGAGAGCAGGACGAUGCAGGAGCUGAAGAGUCUCAAACGUGGCCUCAAGGGACUCCACACUACCACCUAUGUCAUGAUAUAUCCUGUACAGCUUUUUGGCAAGGCUACAUCUGCGCCGUACUGGAGUGCAUGCAAGCAUUUGAAUAGCAUGAUUGUGGACCAGAAUAUCACUUUGCCACUCCCAUUCACACCAGAGUUUUGGAAUGACAUGGCCAAUCAGAUUAAUGUGUGUAGUUUCGCCAAACCAAUGAUUUUGGCUUAUGAACAAACCAAACUGUGGGCCGUGCACAUGAAUUACAUUUUUGAACAUAUGAGAAGAGCAUAUAACUCCAGCCCUCGUCCGGAACAGAACACAAACACUUCGGGAAACUAUACCAAUAAAAGUACUUCUAUUGGAGUUGCUUCAUACGGUGGCGGUAUACCAGUGUCUACACGUCAGGGUUGGUCCAGAGGCGUGCUGGGCCCUUGUGGAACAGUAAGCACCACGAAUCCUCGUGCUUUGGCGGCGAAUGUUAAGCCAAGCGUUUCUCAGCUGUGUGAACCAAAAACAAAUGCAGUGCCAAAGAUUCCACAGUCUAGUGCUCCCGCGGCAAAGUUGACACUAAACACUCAUGGUCCCAAUGGUUCUGAACCCGGUGUUCCAGGACAAGAUGCUGCUGCAAGAACAGUCAGUCGUUCUAGAAAGCGAAAAUCAAGAUUCCGUGCUGCAAGAUCUAGGAAAAAGUCGAACCUUGUGAAUUCUAUUAUCACAGCGCUGGAAUAUGCCUCUCAGGGCUCACAACUUAGUGAUGUACUGAAAAAUAUUCCUUCCUCCGUACUGAGCACUAUAGAUGACAAAAGUUACAACAACAUUCAAGAAAAGUACUCUUCUCAUAUUUACAAGUCACAAGAGAUAACUGGGGCUUCAAGCAAGCCUUUGGCUCAAGAAGCAGGAUAUAAUGUGCAGUGUUUGGGUGAAGCUGGUGUUACCCAGGUUACCCAUUACCCAGGUGCUGAAGCUGGUGUUACCCAGGUUACCCAUUACCCAGGUGCUGAAGCUGGUGUCUCGGUUCAGGAUAAGACCUGCUCUCGUGUGGAUAACAUUCUAUAUUCUGUGUGUAGCACGCUUCAUUAUACGACUCGCCACGCGGACGGCCCCGCUCGUAUUUUUCAUGAGGCUGUGCGUCAUAUAGGCGGCUGUGCUCGCCAUACACAGGGGUCUCACCGCAACACAAUUCUUACUCGGAAUAGUGACACCUGUUCUAACACUAUGGAUGGUCUUAACCACAAUGUGUAUUACCCCAAUCACAGAAUUGUUGACACUAUUCACAGCAUGGGUGGUACUACUCACUGUACAGGAAGCACACUUCACGGUACUAGUAGCACUAUUCACUGUACAGGCACUACUAUUCACAGUAUUGACGGCACUCAUCACUGUAGAGGCAGCAUUAUUCACAGUCCGGGGGGUUUUAGCCACAAAUUAGGGAUUGAGGCUAUGGACGCUAAUGCCAGUAAUCUGAGCUGUCCUAAGAGUACCAUCUCUACGCCUUACAUAAUGCCUCACGGUAUAUCUGCUAGUGGCUCGUGUCUGUCUUCAGAGAGUCACUCCUGUUUUCCUACAAACAAAUAUCUUGACAAAGGGAACGGAGAUUCACCCACCCAGCCAGUGACACGUACUUCUGGCGCUUGCAUCUCGUCUUCAAGAGGUGUAAUGGAUAUGUCUGGUGGGCCAGCUAGUCUUGGUCAGAAGCGGAAGUUGUCAUCUGAAGAGACAAUAGUGGAAAUUGUUGAAAAGAGAUAUAGGAAAGUGCAAUCAUCGUCUCGGUUUGUUCCAUCAUCGGAUUCCUCCACCUGCUGUUCGAAUAUAGUUAAUGUCUUCGCCGAUGCCUUGCAUGGGUCGAGUGAUGUGCGUAUAGAGUCGCUGUCCGAGGCUCUGGCUGCUCUGCUGGCCAUAGAGCACCACGAUGGGCUCUCUUUUUUGCUGGAGAAGGUGCACAAGGAAGAAAGUACUGGCAGAAACGGCCUACUGCGCUGUUCACUGGAUGAGAUCGCGCUGCUGGGUCAAGCUGGCGAGAAGGCCGCCUACUGGAGCAGCAGAAGUAUAGCAGGGCAAGUCAAGAACUUUAUGACAGCAUCGGCAGCCGCCAUACGCAAGAAUCUGCAGAGCCUCGUACGUCAGUGACUUGCUUCUUUCAGCGAAGCGCAUCGGGGAGAAGCAACGCUCGUUUGUAGUGUACGUAAGAAAAUUAAUGACAAAUCACAGGAUUUGUCCAUAUUUUUAAUUUUGUUAACAAAUUUCUUCUGGAUGACUGUUUAGACAUGUUUUAUGUACGUAGAUUUUCAUAAAUUUGACAGGAGGUAUAUUUGCUUAGUAUGUGAUGUACUAAGUUUAGUAUUAAAGUAUUCAGAAAUAGAACCAACAGUUGUUAAGGCUUAUUUUAUUACACAGAAUGCUUAGUUCUUGUCUAGAAUCUAGAAUAUAAGAUGAACUAACUUGCUUACAUCAGGUAAAGGGUUUAGGUAAAGUAUUAGUUUAAUUGGGUUUAGUGCUUUACUUUGAUAAUUAACUUAUCAGUUUGUUAAUAAAGCUGUGCAAACAA